Molecule: messenger RNA, 2231 nt
Organism: Folsomia candida
Lineage: Eukaryota; Metazoa; Arthropoda; Collembola; Entomobryomorpha; Isotomidae
Exons: 2
Coding region: 99-2156 (685 amino acids)
Source: RefSeq, a predicted model, not a curated record
AGCAAUUUAGAAAUGUUGCGGUGGAAUAGUGUUGCAAUGGAAUAUCUGCGGAUCAAUUUGACGUCGACGUCGCUGGUCACACCCACCUGAAAGGGGGAAUGAUUUUUUGUCUAAAUUCGGAAAAUUCUUCCCUGGCAACGGGGACUCUGAGUUAUGAGGACGUCGUAAACAAGUUCACCUACGACAUGCGGUCAAUCUCUGUCGGGGCAUCGCUUGAAGCGGGGAAGAACAAAAAAAGCGGGAAAAUGCAGCUUACCCCGGGCGCUUCAAUGCCGCUCGUCCUGCACGGCGCGGACAGCGCGAUAAGCCGGACGGAGAGUCACGUUGGAGGCAAGAUUGAAAUCAAGAAGCCCGAACUACAGAAGCAGUCUUUGACCAGACUUCAAGAAUCUGUUCGACAUUUGCAACCCUUAGGAAACGUUUUCGAUGGAGAAAAAUUGGCACGGCGGACCCAGAUGGUGACCGCGUUUGCCAGUCAAGUCUCGACUUUUUUGUCAAAUCGAGUAAAAAGCAUUGAUUUGAAGCGACAAGAGGUCGAAGUUCAGGAAGAAAUUGUGAAAAAAGAGCCCAAUGUUGAGAAGAAGUUUGCAGCUUUGCAGAAACUUUUGAUAUUGCGAGAAUCUGCGGAAAAGGAUAGAGCAAUGUGGGGCCCGGGUGGAACUGGGAGGCAGAUUUGUACCGCGUUGAGUGCCGCGUUUUGCGGGAAUGUGGGGCAAAUUGGAAGCUUGGCGGUGAUUGGGCGAGAGGCAGGGAUCAAUUUUAUCCAGGCCAGGGCGGUCAGCGAAAUUGGGAGGAUGGUCCGUGAUCGGGGAUUGAUUGAAGGUCAUCCACUUCAUGUAGCGGCACACGCGUUACUUGCAUUUGCGGGGGCGGCGGCUAGGCGGGAAAAUCCGUUAGGACCGGUUAUUGUGGCGGGAGUGUCUUCAAUUAUUCCAGCAAUGAUUAUGCGGGCACCGGAUCCGCUAGAGUCUGAGCAGGAAACUUUGUCGCGAAGGAAUUUACUCGUGACGACAAUUCUCGCCGCUGCAAUUUUCUCCGGACAAAGCGAGAACGUUAAUCUAUCCUCGAUCCUAAACACUGCGACGAUCGCGCUGGAUAAUAAUUUCCUCUCGUCGCGACAAUUCGUCCAAUUUAGGACGGAAUUAUCCAUGGCGGGAACGAUUUAUGAGAAAACAGUCAUUAUCAAGAAAUGGAUUAAGCGGGGCGCUCACCAAUUAUACCAUCUCGAAAAAGGUUUCGCCCAUGGAAUAAUUGCGGCGGGGAUUGACGAGGUGAAAGGGAUGGUUGACCUAAUUUCCGAUAUCGGAGGAGCAUUGACACAAAUACGGAAAGUGUUAUCCGAUCCGGAAAUCAGGAGACGGAUUGGUCACGAAAUCGUGGCAUCGCUCGAGGAGAAGUUAGGCAAGGUUGUUGACCUCUUCGAAAAUGGAGGGGGCAAUGAUGACGCCUUCAAAUUGGGAAAAGAAUUAGGUCAGCUGACAUUUCACGCGAUAUCACUUACUUCUGGGGUUGUCGGGGGGGCAAAGUUGGUGGUAAAAUUGCCCACAACGUUCGGAAAACUGGGGAAGAAAGGGAUUAAGCAGAGUUGGAAUGUCGCUAAAAAGGGGGCAUCGACCGCAAAGAGUAGCGUGCUGCCGUACAUCAAAAACUUGGGGGAAUUCAUGCUGAACGUGGACCGCUGUGAGAUGAGUAUCUUGAAAAAGAUGGAGCUUGCAAAAUUUAUCCAGAAGCAGAGCGUUUGGACGAAGGCGCAGUUUGGCGAAUUUUUCGGUGAGCAGUUCCUCCGAUCGAAGUUGGCCCGCCCGUUUUCCCCGCUUGAGAUGAUUGCGGUCCGCCAAACGCCCGGAGGUAAGGGGAUCGACGCAGUUUACCGAAUCGGCCGCGGGAAGAGUGCGGAGCUUCUGGUCGUCGAGUAUAAAUUUGGGACGGCGGGACUCAACAUGACGAAGGAUGGGCGGCAGAUGUGCGACACUUGGGUGAGGAACAGGUUGCAAAAGGCGCUCCCGAAUAAUCCGCGGGAAGCGGCGAAACUAUUGGAAGAGUUGGAGGCGGGAAGUUUGAAAAAGUUGUUGGUGAGGGUGAACGAAUAUGCGGAUACGACGGUGCAUAUGUUGGACGGGAAUGCGAGAAAGGUGGGGGUCAUGUUUCCUAAAUAAUUCUUGUAUUUUAUCUAGAUAGUGAAUGGGUGGAAUUUUGUUAAUAAAUAUGUUACAUUAUUGAUCUGCUCUAAA